Messenger RNA from Salvelinus namaycush (lake trout), 4392 nucleotides. It is a transcript of the gene ehbp1l1a, whose product is annotated as EH domain binding protein 1-like 1a. Lineage: Eukaryota; Metazoa; Chordata; Actinopteri; Salmoniformes; Salmonidae. Gene Ontology annotation, molecular function: protein binding. The transcript is spliced from 26 exons. The record is from RefSeq and is a predicted model, not a curated record. The coding region runs from base 1 to 3750 and encodes 1249 amino acids.
AUGACUUCGGUGUGGAAGAGACUUCAGCGUGUCGGCAAGAAAGCAUCGAAGUUCCAGUUUGCGGUGACUUUUCAAGAACUGACAGUAGAAUGCACGAAGAAAUGGCAGCCAGACAAACUGAGAGUAGUAUGGAGCAGGAGAAACCGGAGAAAUUGCACCAAGCUGCAUGGGUGGCAGCCUGGCAUCAAGAACCCCUACAGGGGCACGGUGGUGUGGCAGGUGCCCGAAAACCUGGACAUCACCGUCACACUCUUCAAGGACCCGACUGCAGAUGAAUUUGAAGACAAGGACUGGACAUUCAUCAUUGAGAAUGAGACUAACAAGGGCCACAGGAAGGUGCUGGCGUCGGUGGACGUCAACAUGAAGAAGUUUGCCAGUGCCACGCCUGCCCAGUACGACCUGACGCUGAAGCUCAAGCCCCUGUCUGUGAAGGUGGUGGAAGCCACACUCAAACUGACCUUGACCUGCGUCUUCCUCAAAGAGGGAAAGGCCACAGAUGAGGACAUGCAGAGUCUGGCCAGUCUGAUGAGCCUGAAGCAGAGUGACAUCGGCAACCUGGACGACUUCAACGAUAGUGACGAGGAGGAGGGCGAGAGGAGGGUCAGCAUCGGAGCCGGCAUGGGCCCCGCCACUCCUGUCACAGCUGCCAGUGAGAUAGUGCCAAAUGAGCUACUCCAAUCUGUCUCUACCAUCUCACUCCUGUCACGCCCCCCUCUGCCCGUACCCCUCGACCCCUCUGCCCCGCCUCCCGCCCCUGCCGCCCGCUCCCGACUCAACACCGACCCCGAGGGCACCACUCACCCGGCACGACCCUCCCCCUAUCCCUACCAAGUGCCAGCCUUUGUCUGCUCCCACCCACCUGCACUGGCAGAAAUCUUCCAGCCCGCCGCUGGCUCAGUGCCCAUAUCUGUAGCCCGGAAGCCCCCUGGCUUCCAGAGUGACCCGGCUCUGGACCCUGACACUCUUUCUGAGGCUCCUGGUCUCUCCAUCAAGACCCCUCUCAGCCUCCAUCAUUGGGCAUUCCUCCACCUCUCCUCUUCCUCCUCUUCCCCAUCCGUUCUUCCACAUCCCUCUUUGUCUGAUAUUCCACAGACAGAUCCUGCUUCUGCCACUGUCCCCCAGUCAGAGUUUCAGAGGCAGUUGAGCACUCUGACAGAGGAGGAAUACAGCACUGCCACAACUCCCAACCACACUGCUGGAAUGAUCAGUAUUGCCAGUCAGAGGCCAGACCCAACAACAUCCACACUUGACCCAUUGGCUAAGCCCUUUGGGACAACAGUCCAUGAGAGAAGGCAGGAGGCAUUCUCAAUGUUUGGAGUGGAGGUUGUCCAGGCAAUGGCAGGUGUCCUCGACAGCCCACAAAUAGAGAAAAUCCCAUCUGAGGAAUCUGAGGAGAUCCAGAUGUCCUCUGCAGUGUUAGAACCAGAGCUAGUCUUAGGAUGGGAGGUGUUGGAGGCUGAGGGGUCUGUGGCAGAGAAGCAGCAGGAGGCCUCUGGCCAAGUACAGACCAUUGUUGGUGUCUUCUCCAAAGGAUGCUACCGACCAAAGACCUGGCAUGCCUCUAUUGGGGAUAACACCCAGUCACCUGCAGCCUCUGGGCUGGAACCACCUCAAAGCAACAAGAGGAGCAGUAGUCUUCCGUACCCCCUGGUGGCCAGCUUGCAGCAUCUGGGGAAGAGGUGGUUACUCCUCUGCAAAAAGAGGAACUCUACAAUGGACUCCUCAUUCACCAGCCAGACAGACUUCCUUGAGGGCUCGCUGUCUCUCUCUCAGGAAGACAAACAAGACACCAGUCAGGAAGCCACAGAGGGUUCAAUAUCAUCAACCUCAAACAUGGCCUCCGAAGGGAGCUUUGUCACAAUUUCUCGCUCAGAGGAGAUGUCACCAGAAGUACAACUCUGUGAGAAGGGACUGGAGGAGAGCGGGGAGAGCUGGAUCUUCACAGAAACCACUAUGGUCACCGAGGCCUUCACAGAAACCACUAUGGUCACCGAGGCCUUCACAGAAACCACUAUGGUCACUGAGGCCUUCACAGACACUGCUAUGGUCAGUGAGUUCUUCGUAGACACUGCCUUCACAGAAACCCCUAUGGUCACUGAGUUUUUUGAAGACACUGUAAUCAAGGAUAUUGAGAGAGGUUCAGAGGCAGAAGCGCUUGACACGACCUCUCCAACCACCGGUACGCCAGCUGAGGACGACUGGUUACAUGUUGAGGGAGCCAAAGAGACAGAGCAGAUGGAGGUAGAGAGCAAAGACAUGUGGGUUGAAGAGAUGGACUUUGGCUUUGAGUCAGUAGACAUAUCUGCUGGUGGCUUAGAUGAGAAGAGGCAGCAGGGGGCAGCAGAGGAGCCAACAACGCCUAAAGGCGGAGCUGUAAACUCUCAGGAAAUGGGUCUAGGCAGUGCUGCUUCCCCAGAAGGUCUCAUGGCCAGUCCUGGCCUUGUUACCUCCAGCCAGUCCCUACUGGAGUGGUGUCAGGAAGUCAUCAAAGAACACAAGGGGGUCAAGAUCACCAACUUCAGCACAUCCUGGAGGAACGGCCUGGCCUUCUGUGCCCUGCUACACCACUUCCACCCGGACAGGAUAAACUUUGAGAUGCUGGACCCUUAUGACAUCAAGAGCAACACCAAGAAGGCCUUCGACGGUUUCGCAGAGUUGGGCAUCUCACGGCUGAUAGAGCCCUCAGACAUGGUCCUCCUGGCCGUGCCUGACCGCCUCAUCGUCAUGACCUACCUCAACCAGAUCCGCACCUACUUCACGGGCCAGGAGCUGAGUGUGCUGCACAUCGAGGCGGACAACAGUGAGUCCAGUUACGGCAUGGUCGGGGAGAGCCGGGUGGGCCCCGACCCGGAGGCCGCUGCACGCUACUGUCAACGGAUCCAAGAUGAGGCCCUCACAAUGGAGACCAAUGUGGGCGCUGCAGAGAAGAAGGCGGAUAGUGACACUAAGGAGGGCACCAAUAGGGAAGUGGUCCCACCCCCUAGAACCAAACGCCUGCAGGCUGCAGGGGAAGCAGGAGGGGCCCAAGCCCCCGUCGUACCCCCCAGGACACAUUUUCUAUCUGCCAAGUCUGGGUUCUCCCACCUAAAGGAUGCAGAUCUGAUUAAGAAACGACGGUCACAACGCAGGUCAAUAGUCGAGGCAGACUCAACCGAGUUACAGGUUGCUACAGCACAGGAAGAGAGUGGAGCUGACAGAAUAAAAUCAGAAACAGGAAGGACAGCUGGUGAAGAAGGACGAUCGGCUGAGGAGGACACCAGCCAGUAUGUGCUGAGGGAGAUGCAGGCCCUAGAGUUUGAACAGAAGCACAUUGACAGCAGGGCAGACAUCGUGGAAAGGAGACUACGGCAACUGAUGGAGUCAGGUAGUGAGAAGAUGCAGGAGGAGAAGCUGAUUCAGGAGUGGUUCACUCUGGUCAACAAGAAGAACGCCCUCAUCAGGAGACAAGACCAACUACAGCUAUUGCAAGAAGAGCAGGACCUGGAAAUGAGGUUUGAGAUGCUGAACCGAGAGCUGAGAGACAUGAUGGCUAUUGAAGAGUGGCAGGAGACAGUGGCCCAUAAACACAGGGAGCAGCUGCUACUGCAGGAGCUGGUGUCUCUGGUCAACCUGAGGGACGAGCUGGUCCACGACAUGGACGCCAAGGAGAAAGGGGCUCUGGAGGAGGACGAGAGGCUGGAGAGAGGCCUGGAGCAGAGACGCAGGAAGUACAGCAAGAAGAGCAAGCAGGAGAAGUGUGCACUGCAGUGAGGCCUGGCGUUGGACACACCUGAACCAGGCAGCCUAGUAGAAGGUCACACCCGAACCAGGCAGUCCAAUUGAAGAUCACACCUGAACCAGGCAGCCCAAUUGAAGUUCACACCUGAACCAGGCAGCCCAGUGGAAAGUCACACCCGAACCAGGCAGCCCAGUGGAAAGUCACACCUGAACCAGGCUGCCCAGUGGAAGGUCACCUGGAUGCACAUUGGGACUAAAGUUGUAUGUGUGUGGAUCAUGACAUCAACACUGCAUGGAAGAGACUGAGAACUGUGUUAUGGGACUGCACUAGGAGGACAUAAAACAAUGUUCACUCACCCCCUCUCUAUGAUAUGACAGAGCCUCAUUGCAACCUAUGACUGGUUGUCAACAGUCACCCUGCUCUUCAGAUUGUGUUUUGAUUGGAUUUAAGUUGUUUUUUUUUGUGCAUAGUGUGUGUGUACUGUUAGGUUUUAAUUUUGAGUAAAUAACUCAUGGACACUAGAGAAGCUUAACCAAGUUGAAUUCUUUCCAAAGGGUCGUUACAGCUGUAAUUCAGACAAAGACAAAGCUUCCCCCGUGGUAGUAUUCAUACCCCACUUUGGGUGGAGUCUCCUCCUUAUCGCUAAACAUUGCAUCCUUCCUGCUAAUGAGCCU